AUGAAGGUACAAAAUAAAGAAUCCCUCAGUGCCCGGCAAAAGAGGGUAAUAAUCCCCGGGCGGGGCAUACGAUUAAACGACGACCAUGGCGAGUUAAAGGUUACGACUUGGAAUGUGAAAACUCUUUACAAAGAUGGAAAGCUGGAAAACGCAGUAAGGGAAAUGAGGAGGUACCGCUGGGACAUUCUUGGAGUGAGCGAAGUGAGAUGUAUCGAGUGCGGGGAUGUUCCAUCUUACGACAGCACACAUUUUUAUUAUUCCGGCGGACAGAAGCAUAGGUUUGGGGUUGGGUUCAUAGUGACGAGGGAAGUGAGAGAGUGUGUGACAGGAUAUGUUCCACGGUCCGAUAGAGUAAUGUUGCUACAGCUAAACACCAAGCCUAUAAAAACCAACCUUAUCCAGGUAUACGCACCUACUUCUGAAAGCACUGAAGCUGAGUGUGAAAACUUCUACAAAGACUUGGAUGCGGUACUAAAAUUGGUAAAAAAGCAUGAGCUUAUAAUGGUUAUGGGGGACUUUAAUGCCAAAGUUGGGGAUACUCCGGAACACAACAUUGUUGGCCCGCAUGGACUCGGAACCAGGAAUGAUAGGGGCGACCGACUCAUAGAGUUCUGUACGGAGUACUCUCUGACUAUCAUGAACACUUGGUUUGACUUACCGAAAAGGCGGCUUUAUACGUGGCAGUCUCCAGCCCACACAUGUGACAAGAUUGUAAGGAACCAAAUUGAUUAUAUCUGUGUCAACUACAGAUACCGCAACGCAGUAACUAGUGUUAAAACAUACCCGGGUGCAGACAUAGAGUCUGACCACAAUCCUGUAGCAAGUAAGAUAAGGCUGAAACCUAAACGCGUACAAAAAGCAAAGCCUAACAAAGUUUUGAAUGUCGAGAGAUUCAAAGACGAGGAAGUUGUACAACACUUUUUGGAAAAAACUGACGAAAUUAUUAAGAUGGAUAUAACAUUAAGUGAGGAAUCGCAUUGGGGAAAUAUUAAAACAGCUCUUACAAAAGCGGCAACGGAAGCACUUGGUAAUAAGAGGAAGAAGGAACAAGAAUGGAAGGUACAUGAAGUUAAAAAUCCUUCAAAUACGACGACAUUGAAGUGUUAG
This is a messenger RNA of Arctia plantaginis, 1107 nucleotides long. Lineage: Eukaryota; Metazoa; Arthropoda; Insecta; Lepidoptera; Erebidae. The record is from the annotation of a GenBank genome assembly.